AUGUCUGUGAGGCUGCUGUCAGUAGAUGUGUCAGAUCGGGGCUCUCAGAGAUGCAGACUCGGUCCAGGUUUGAUGUCCUCGCUGGGUCUGAGUCUGGGCUCCCCUCUGCUGGUGUGUCUUCCAGGGGGAAGCUGCCUGUGCACGGCUUGGCCCAGAUCUGACCUGGCUGAGGGUUUCCUGCAGAUGGACAUAAAAUGUGCCUCUCCAAAUCUGAUCUCUCAUCCACCCACACAUCUGAACCUGGAGCCCUCCCAGCUCUCACCUGUACCCUGCCCUAAACUGAGAGGUGUCAAGAUAACUGUGGUGGUCCAGAGUGGGGAGUUUAGAAAACACACACCUUCUCGACUCAUUUAUGAGCUUGUGAAAGACAUGCUGAAAGGUGUGUAUGUCUAUGAGAAGCAUGUGAUAAAUCUGGAAGACUUUGACACAGAGAUCAGAUAUAUUAUUGUUGAGAGCAUCAACCCGGAUUCUGCUAGUGCCGGAUUAAUCACCUCAAAAACUGCUGUGGAGAUAGCUGGCAUCCAGACAGUAAGACACUACAGGAGUCUGCUGCAAGGCCAGGACACAGUCCCACUCGGGGGUCUGGAGGAGGUCAGUAGUAUAUCAAAGUUGUCCAUGAGAAAAGAGAGUGUAUAUCUCAAUUUUGUGGUUUGUUUCAUUGCUGUAUUUCAGGUGAGUGCAUCCCUUAAAGAGAUGCUGCAGCUGCCCUUGCUCUAUCCAGGCACGUUGAGCUCUCUUGGUUUGUCAUGUCCCAGAGGUGUGCUGUUGGUGGGACCUCCAGGGGUGGGCAAGACCUUGCUGGUCCGGAGAGUGGUUGGGGAGGUGGGAGCCAGCCUGGUGGUGGUACAAGGGCCUGAGGUAAAAACACGAAACAAAAUAUUACAAUGUAUUACUACUAUCCUGCUGUAUUUCCUAACAUAUAUUUAAAGGGAUAUUCCAGUGUAAAAUUAAUUUAGGGUCAAACACACCGUCACACCGAGUUAGAUACCCCCCAAGAGAUGAAUGUUGCCGAACGCUCGCUUCUCCAGUUAUGCCAACUUCAGUAAUGACCGCACGAUAGCAAUAAGUAGAGCCACGCAAUCAACCAAAAAGCCACUCUAUAGCCACAAAUAAUGCUCAGAACAGCACCUAACUUCAUCAACAGUACAUAUAGGGUCCCAGCCAUAGUACUAGCCACCAAACAUCUUUUUAGCUUUGCCUGAUUUCUUUAGCAAAGAGACUAAACACAAUACUCACCGUCUCUCUUCCAGCAGCCACAUGUUUGUACGGAGACCUUCGGGCGAGUCCAUCGAGAACAUUUAUGAUCAUUAAGUUAUGGAAAUGCAAUCAGACCGAGGCGCUAAUGCAGAAGAACUACCGCAUCUGCAGUGCAAAAUAAUUAAUAUGGUGAUUAUUACUUCAAGGAAAUGAUAAAGUAAUGAUCAUAAAUGUUCUUCCUUGAGCUGCGUCACCCCACUGCAGUCAAUGGACUGGCCCGAAGGUCUCCGUACAAACAUGUGGCUGCUGGAAGAGAGACGGUGAGUUGUGUUUAGUCUCUUUGUUAAAGAAAUUAGGCAAAGUUAAAAAGAUGUUUGGUGGCUAGUACUAUGGCUGGGACCCUAUAUGUACUGUUGAUGAAGUUAGGUGCUGUUCUGAGCAUUAUUUAUGGUCAUAGAGUGGCAUUUUGGUUGAUUGCGUGGCUCUCUGUAUUUCUAUCAUGUGCUCAUUACUAAAGUUGGUAUAACUAGAGAUGCAAGCGGUCGGCAACAUUCACCUCUCCAGUGGGUGUCUAUCUUGGUGUUACGGUGUGUCUGACCCUAACUUAAUUUUACACCGGAAUAUCCCUGUAAGCCCCUUUUGACUCAUUUGCUUGUGUGGCAUUUUUAUGUAAAAAAUUUUUAAUGGUAUUUGUAAAUUUUUGUUUCAGGUGGUGGGAUCGCGACCGGGUGAGAGUGAGGAAAAGUUGCGGUCUGUAUUUGAGAGUGCUCGAUCAGCAGCUGAAGAAGGUCCAUGUGUGCUCUUCUUGGAUGAGUUAGACUCUCUGUGUCCAAGGAGAAUUGCAUCAUCGGCACCAGAAAACCGCCUUGUGGCUCAGCUUCUCACACUGAUGGACGGGAUGAAUCAGUCCGAUAGAUUCCUCAUCAUUGGAGCCACGAACCGACCAGACAGCUUGGACCCUGCACUGCGCAGGCCUGGGAGAUUUGACAGAGAGGUGCAGAUGAUAAAACAUGUCCCACUGUGUGAUAAUAGAUGUAAAUAAAUCUUUGAGGAGGAUCUUUAUUCUACCUUUUACCUUCAGGUUAUCAUUGGAGCUCCCACAAUGCAGCAGAGGAAAGACAUCUUGUCUGUUUUGUGUGCGAAGAUUCCAGUGUGUCCCAGUGUGGACAUGAUAGAUCUUGCAUUGAGGACAGUAGGCUACGUGGGAGCAGACCUCAGCGCUCUGUGCAGGGAAGCAACUAUGCAUGCUAUACGAGAGUACUCAAAGGUAAAUAGAGUUAAUCUUUUUUCAGUGAAGAGCAUUAUUAUCAUGUUUUUUUUGUUUGUUUGUUUGGUUUUUUUGCACCAUACAUGAGUAAGUGGUUUGAAGCUACAUGUUAACUUUAUUGGUUAUACUAGUAAAAAAAAAAGAAAUUGAAUUGAACAUAAAUUAAAACCAAGUGUAAGAACUGACUUAAUCACUCUCAUGUGAUCAAAAAAAACAAUAAAUGAUUAUUUUCAUUUUGUCCUGUUGUUGCUGUUCUGCAGGGUUCAGGAGAGCAGGCUGUGGGUUUGAAGCACUUCCAGGAGGCUCUAAAGUCAGUGCGUCCCUCUUGCUUGAGGAGCAGCCUGGGAAGGACAGAUUUAUCUCCAAUUUCUUGGGAGCAGAUUGGAGGACUAGAAGAAGUCAAGCUCAAAUUGAGACAGGUACACAGCAGAGGGCUUAAGCAAAAGAAAUCAAGAGAUUGAUCACUUGAGUGUUGACUCAUGAAAUAGUAUCUCUGAUUAUGAUGGUUAUAUAUUCUAUUUUCUCUUGUGUCUGAACAUUUUAGAGUAUUGAGUGGCCGAUGAGAUACCCUGAGGCGUUUGUGCGUCUGGGCCUGAGCCGGCCUCGUGGCGUGCUGCUCUAUGGACCUCCAGGAUGUGCAAAGACCACACUUGUCAGGGCUGCAGCCACUUCAUCUCACUGUGCCUUCCUGUCUGUCAGCGGUGCUGACCUCUACUCUCCCUUUGUUGGAGACUCAGAGAAAGCUUUAGCACAGGUAUUUUCUUCCUACUGCUUGUAGUAACUCCAUUGAAUCUCAGCUGUGAUUGUGUCCUCCUGUCUGUGUCAUUCAUGAACACCUACAUUUAUUUGUACGUGUUUAGCUGUUUCGGCAGGCCCGCGCCUGCGCUCCCUGUAUCCUGUUCCUUGAUGAGAUCGACUCUCUGAUUGGUUCACGGUCAAACAGUCAGACAGCUCAUGGCGUACAGACCCGCCUGCUGUCUGUGCUCCUGAAUGAGAUGGAUGGAGUCGGCUUGAAGACACUGGAGAGGAGAGGGACAGAGAAGAUCCUUCAGGUGGAGGGGGCGGAUGAGAAUUGUAAACAGGAAGAGGUCAGGCUUUAAGUCCUCUUAUUGUUGCUCAUAAAGCCCUCUGACCGGUUCUAUGGGGUUCAAUCCUUUUUAAUUUUUUUGACAGGUGGACUGCCAGGAAGUGUGCAACAAGGAUGUGAUGGUUAUAGCUGCAACAAAUAGACCUGACUGUUUAGACAGCGCCCUCCUCAGACCCGGCAGGUUGGACCACAUCAUCUAUGUCCCGCCACCUGACCAGCAGGUGAGUAAUCUGUCUGAAGGUCAUGAAAAAUGGAGUAUAACAGUUUGCAGAGGUCUUAUAGCAUUUUGGUCCAUCAAUCAGACACCAUAAAAUAUAAGUCACCCUCUUCUUGCUUGAGCUCCUGCAGUAUGAGAGCAUUUUUUUUAAUAUUGACAUCUUUAAAAACAAAGUCACAUGCCUAACCUUUAAUCUUCAUUGUUUACGUGUCUCUCUGCAUGUUCAGGCUCGUCUUUGCAUCCUGAAGCUGCGCACAAACUCAAUGCCUCUAGGCGCUGAUGUGUGCCUAGAGGAGCUGGCAGCGAAGACCGAGCUUUACUCUGGAGCUGACCUGGAGAAUCUGUGUAAAGAGGUAAACAAGAGAACACGCACACACAAAAACACAAACAAAAGCCUGAUUUUCCUGCAGCUUGAGUAUCAAAUAUGAAAUAUAAUGUUGUCAUGAGUGUUAAUCAAGAUAUCUACACCAAGUUCCUAAAUACCUAAAAGUGUUUUUGUUUUCCAGGCUGCUCUGUUGGCACUUGAAGAGGAGAACAUGGAGGCAUCUGACAUCAAACACACAUACUUCCUCCGAUCCCUCGAUAAAAUGACUCCCUCUCUCACUUCCCAGCAAAUCCUGACGUAUCAAAAAAACCCAAGAUGACAAAGCAGAUAUGAUAAUUCCCUCUGCAUUGACAUUUUGUACAAUUUUGCAGAUACUGUUUUGAAAUAAAAUCAUUAAAACUGCAUUCCUGUUGUCUUUUACUUGUUUAUGUGUCAUGAAUCAUCUUCAAAUUAUUUGUUUUUUUGCGAUCUGCAAGCCAAACUGAAAAUAUUUACCCUUACUUUCAUUCUCAAAUGUGGCCACAGGAGGGUGCUGGUCACCCAGAAAAAAGUAUUGAUCAUCAGGAAAGUGGAUCUGUUGAUAAAUUGACCUCCACUGGUGCUAUUCAGAACAGGAAGCUUGGUCUGUCUGUCUACGUGCCUCUCACCUCGUACUACCUCUCCCAUCCAGCCUACAUCAGCCGGCUCACAGGAUGCUGCGCAAACAGUUGUGAAGGACUCCUCGGCAACAACAGGUGAGACUUGCUUCACUGCUCCCUCUGGAACUUGUUGACUUCACUGCAUGGGCUCUCAGCAUCACUGAGAGAGAACAUUGUCUUUUCCUCUGUAGAAUUUACUGACAUCAAGAUGAGAGGUGGAUUUUUUCAAAUGUUACGGAAGAAGAAGGAGGUAAGCCACUGAAAUGUGAUCAUUUUUUUUAGUUUUUGAUUUUGUAGGAUAUUAUUCUCUUUUAAUAACGUGAUGGAGAUUUAGAACUCUCUUUUUACAUGUAUAUUCCAGCUGAUCCCUCUGAUAGGGUUCAUGGCUUUUGCUGCGACAGGAGCCACCUCUGCUUCACUUUACUUUCUGCUGACUAAACCUGACGUUAUGUGAGUAUCUUCAGACAAAUUAUAGUUUCCACUUAUUUCAUUAUAUAAUGUGCUUAAAAUUGCACUUGUCUGUGUGUCUUUCCCAGUUCUGCCCACUUUUUAUGAAAGAAAUGUUCAAUAUUGAUGUUACAUUUUAUCAUCUUCAGUUUGAACAAGACUAGAAACCCAGAACCAUGGGAGAGAGUUGACCCAUCAAAACCCCAGAAGGUAAUCUCUAAUAAUCUCUAACGCCAUUUUCAUCUCAUUAUGUUGUUAAAUACACUUAAUAUAGUCACAUUUCUCCUUUAAACAGCUGCAAUCAGCUGAGUCAACGAGGAAGUAAAUAUAGCAUAUUGACUGUAAUUUAAGAUGAGUGUCAAGAUGGUUUUGUCACAACAUGUAUGGGAUUAUAGCUGAAUGAGUAACCUGCAAAUGGUAACACCUAUAAUGAGGUCAGGCGAAGCUCCGAUUUAAUGUCCAUUUCUGUAUUGUGCUGCAGCUCAUCACCAUCAAUCAGAAGUGGAAACCUGUAGAGGAGCUGGAGUUGGUGAAGAGCCUCCACAAGUAA
Messenger RNA from Xyrichtys novacula (pearly razorfish), 5728 nucleotides. NCBI's taxonomy places the organism in Eukaryota, Metazoa, Chordata, Actinopteri, Labriformes, Labridae. The record is from the annotation of a GenBank genome assembly.